Zymoseptoria tritici IPO323 is the source of this 2547-nucleotide messenger RNA. RefSeq lists its product as uncharacterized. Gene Ontology annotation, molecular function: zinc ion binding; sequence-specific DNA binding; DNA-binding transcription factor activity, RNA polymerase II-specific. Gene Ontology annotation, biological process: DNA-templated transcription; positive regulation of transcription by RNA polymerase II. NCBI's taxonomy places the organism in Eukaryota, Fungi, Ascomycota, Dothideomycetes, Mycosphaerellales, Mycosphaerellaceae. The record is from RefSeq and is a predicted model, not a curated record. The transcript is spliced from 4 exons. The coding region runs from base 1 to 2547 and encodes 848 amino acids.
AUGCCCAACGUGUUGGCGGGCAAGAAACGUGACCGCGACGGCGAUGUCACAAUUGUGGACGAUAGCUCGAAUAAUACACCCAACUCUCCAGCCGGCGCCGGAGCCUCAACGACGAAUUUUCGAAAUGUCUCGGCUUGCAAUCGAUGUCGAAAUCGCAAGAAUCGCUGCGACCAGAAGUUGCCUAAAUGCACCAAUUGCGAGCGGUCCAAUGUGAAGUGCGUCGGUUUUGAUCCGGUCAGCAAACGAGAGAUUCCUCGAAGUUAUGUAUACUAUCUCGAAACCAGGCUGGUCAAUCUUGAAGCUAUCCUGGACUCCCAUGGCAUAGCAUAUCCGCCACCGAACGAAGAUUUUGCCAUUAGCGAUGCCAUCAAACCCGGAGUGAAUGUUCCUUUCCCUGUGCUGGAAGAGGAGCCCGCUGCGCAGGCCGCAGUGAAGCCAGAGCCUACACCAGAUGGCCAAUCUUCCCUGGAUCCCGCACUCAAGGAGCGUGAUGAGGGUGCGAAACUGGAAAGACUGGUCAACGACGUCGGGAUGGUGUCCGUUCAAGGCACGCCAGAUACCCGAUUCCUGGGCUCAACGCCCGGCAUCUCAUUUGCUAGAGUCGUAUUUGCUGCGGUUAAGAGCUCAGUCCACCAGACCUCAACGCCUUCUGAGAAGAGUGGGACCCGAUCUGGCAAGGCGGAAGCAGCAGCCGAUGGAACGACCAUGCGAGACUCCUUCUUCGGAUUACAUUCGAAGCCCACAAUCAAGCAAGCCCCUUUUCCGGAAAAAGACCUUGGAUCCUCGCUGACGGAAUUGUACUUUGAGCAUGCGAAUCCUCAGAUCCCAAUUCUACAUCGCGGCGAAUAUAUGGCACUGUUCGAUCGAGUAUACUCUACGGAUCCGAAGAAGCGUACGUCGAGAGAAUUGUACAUGCUGAAUAUGGUCUUUGCCAUCGGGUCUGGCAUCAUUCUGGACUACCCCAGCGUCGAUAAGACAAUGUCGCCGCCGAAAGCGAGCGCAGCAGAUUCGAGACCACCCGACAAGAAACGACAAAGACUUGCCGGUCAGAAGCACUCGCCAGAAGAGUAUCACUCGGCAGCGAUCAUCCAUCUAGACAGCUUUCUCGGCGCAGCUCCGGCGACGCAGGGUGUUGGAGGUGGCUUAGAAGAGUUGCAAGCAGUGCUACUGCUGGCUGCUUUAGCAUUGCUACGACCGGUCGCGCCAGGUUUAUGGUACAUUAUUGGCGUAGCAGUGCGCCUCGGUAUCGAUCUAGGCCUGCAUGCCGAGGAAUUCGAUCCAGAUCUUGAUACACGAGCUACGCACCCGAGUUCAGGAGAGUCAGUGGUGAAAGGGCUUGGUCGUAAGCAGUGGACACGAGACUUGAGGAGGCGAUUGUGGUGGUGUGUCUUCAACUUUGACAGGCUCGUGUCUUCCUGCGUCGGACGACCAGUAUCCAUCAACGAAGCCAUUAUGACCACGGAAUUUCCCAGCUUAUUGGAUGACAAGUACAUCACACCAUCUGGAUUUCUUCUACCACCUGGUCACAAGGAAGCGCCGAGUUACAAAUUCGUCACCCAUCACUACAUUCGUCUCAGACUCCUGCAGUCCGAGAUCCUGCAAGUGCUCCAGUAUCGUCAGGCCCACCAAGCCCGGAAAAUGGGAGCGAACAAGGGCAACCCAUUCCUCCUGAAGUCGUUAGAAUCCCAAUUCAUGAAGGGUUUCAGCUCGUAUCGCGAAUGGCGAUACGAUAUCGACAGCAGACUACGAGAGUGGAAAGAUUCCGCUCCGAAGCAGUACGAUACUGGCGUGUCGUUCAAUCCACUAUUCUUAGAGUUGAACUACUGGCAAGCAAUCAUCAUGCUGUACAGGCAUUCGCUUUCGGUGCCGGAGCGACUAGCCAGCGAACUCAGCCCGGCCACUGGAGAGGAUGUCCAUAGUCCUGGUACCUUUGAUCUCGAAGAGGACGAGGAUCAGCAGAUGGUGUUCCUCAAAGUUGCUCAAGCCGGUCAAACAGUUCUCAAAAUCUAUCGGCAGCUGCACCGACUGAAGCUUGUGAACUACACCUUUCUUGCUACGCAUCAUCUGUUUAUGAGCGGCAUAUCAUUCCUAUACGCCAUUUGGCACUCGUCACUUGUUCGAUCACAGCUCACGAUAGACGAUGUGGAUUUCACGAUCCUGGCGGCAACAUCGGUAUUGACCGAUCUCAUUGUCAUGUGUCCUCCAGCAGAGUCUUGCCGCGAUGCCUUUGUCCGAAUGAGUAAGGCCACCAUCACGAUGGUCAUGAGCACCACGGGUUUUGGAGCUACAUCUACAUUGGCUACCCGACACCUACACACCUCCGACGGUUAUUUUGGCACCCCAGAUCGGGGCUCUGGCGAUAAUACCAUUGUACCACCACAUCAAACACACAGGCAGGUGCCACGAUUCGAUAUGAACCUAAAAGACUUGUUCUCGGAGGAAGAGAUCGCGAGCCGGCCGUUUACGCAUCAGCCACAGCUGCAGGUAAGCAGAUCCAAACCAAUUGUAUACAGCAUGUGCAUGCAUGUCAUUGGCAUGCAAUCUUGA